AUGGCCUACGUAGCGCCGAUUCACCGGCCGAACAGCGUUCGGCAUGCCGUGCGCGCCCACCUGUUCCCGGGCGAGGACGAAUGCCUCGUGCUUGCAAAGGCAAACCGCCUCGAGUUCUGGAAGGUCGACGAGGACUCGGCCUUGUUGACCCAAUUCGACACAAAGGUCAUCUAUGGCACCAUCUCCAUCGUCCAGCGCAUACGCCCGAGAGAUGCCGACACAGACAUGCUUUUUAUAGGGACCGACCGUUUUCAGUACUUCACCAUCGCUUGGGAUCCCGAACUGCGAGCUUUCGAGACGGUCAAUUCCUGGUUCGAUGUUGGCGAGAAACAUCUGCGGGACUCGCAAAGUCAAGAUAAAUGCAUCGCGGAUCCCACCGGCCGCUUCAUGGUAGUUCUCCUCUGGGAAGGCGUUUUGAACAUACUGCGGAUGUCCCCCAAGAAAAGCCAGAAGCAAAUUGUACACUGGGAUGACCAGGUUCGGAUCAGCGAGCUCUUCAUCAAGUCGGCUACGUUCCUCCACGUCGAGACUGGCCAGCCCAAGAUCGCCUUCUUGUACCAGACGCGGACGGACAUUCCCGACGCUCAACUGGUCACCUACAAGCUUUAUUCCGAUGAGAAGAACACGCAGGCAUCUCGUUUCGAGACCCGGGACCAACUAGAUCGCUUCGAGAUCCAGGACCCCGGUGCAGCUAUGCUUAUCCCUGUUGGCCGAGGUGAGGAAGAUCACAAGCGCUAUAUUAUACGAAACGCUGCCCAAGCGCGGGCGCAACUCGGCGGCGUGAUCGUAGUGGGCGAGACACGCUUGUUGUACUACGACGAUGCAGCCAAGAAGACCGUAGAAACAGCCCUAGCCGAGGCAUCUAUAUUCGUCGCUUGGGCUGAGUAUGAUGUCUCUCACUACUUUAUUGCCGACGACUAUGGCGUAUUGUGGCUCCUUGAGAUUCAGCUGGAUGGCGGCGCCGUCGUGACCGGAAUGAACAUGCAGAAGAUUGGCACCACGUCAAGGGCCAAUGCUCUUCAAUACAUGGGCAGCGGGCUUCUGUUCGUUGGAUCUCACUACGGCGACUCCCAGGUCUUCAGGGUCGAUACUGAAAGUAGCUGGAAGAUUGAGCUUGUCCAAGAAUUACGCAACAUCUCGCCUGUCCUAGACUUCACCAUCAUGGAUAUGGGAAAUCGCGAAGGCGAAGAGCAAGCCACUAACGAGUAUUCGUCGGGUCAGGCCAGGAUCGUGACGGGAAGCGGCGUGUUCAAGGAUGGGAGUCUGCGCAGUGUACGAAGUGGCGUUGGAUUGGAAGACGUCGGUAUCUUAGCAGAAAUGGAGAACAUUCGGUCUCUCUUUCCAGUUCAAUCACGAUCAUCUGCCAAGACCGAUACUCUAGUAGUGUCGUUCUUAUUGGAGACGCGGAUAUUCAAGUUCGAUCCCACGGGGGAUAUUGAGGAGGUCGAUUCCUUCAAGGGCAUGCCACUCACUGAACACACCCUAUUGGCCCAGAAUAUCUCACACGAGCGGCUGCUACAAGUGACGCCCACUGCUGUGUGUCUCAUCGAUCUCGAAGGCGGUGUUGCUUUAUCUAGCUGGCAGCCUGAAGAUGGUGGUCUCAUUACAAGCGCUUCAGCCAGCGACGAGUGGGUUUUGCUCUCGCUCGACGGUAAGAGCUUGCUCUCCUUGAAGAUCCAGGAAGACUUGAUACAGACGCAACACAACGAUCCUGGCGACAAUGACCAAAUUGCCUGCAUUCAUCUACCGCCUCAAUAUCCGGGCAUAGGUGUCAUCGGUUUCUGGAAAUCUGGAAGGGUAUCGAUAGUUGAUGUCAAGACGCUGCAGCCCCUGCAUAGCGAGUCACUCAGAAGGAAAGACGACACCACAUCGAUUCCUCGUGACAUAGUCCUUGCACAAGUAUUGCCACCGGAAUUAGGUGGCCCGACAUUAUUUGUUGCUAUGGAAGACGGCCUUGUCAUUACGUUCAAUGUGUCUCCAACAGACUUCUCGCUAUCAGGACGGAAGAGCGUCGUACUCGGGACGAGAUAUGCUCGUUUGCAGCUGCUGCAACGAGGUGACGGCAUAUAUAACGUCUUUUCGACGAGUGAGCAUCCAAGUCUGAUAUACGCAUCUGAAGGCCGAAUCAUCUACUCGGCAGUUACAGCGGACGAUGCCACCUGCGUCUGCCCCUUUGAUACUGAAGCAUUCCCGGAUUCAAUCGUGGUCGCAACCGAGAACACCUUAAAGCUUGCUAAGCUGGAUCGUGAGCGCCGUACACAUGUUCAGACCCUGCCCAUGGGCCAAACGGUCAGGCGACUUGCUUAUUCUCGGAAUGAACAUGUAUUCGCCUUGGGCUGCAUUAAGCGAGAAGUCAUUAACAACGAAGAAAUCGUUACGAGCUCCAUAAAACUCGUUGAUGAGGUGAUCUUUGACCAAGUCGGCAAAGAUUUUAUUCUCAAUAACUCUUCUGAGACAGAGAUGGUCGAGGCGGUCAUCCGAGCCGAGCUCCCCGAUUCCUAUGGCAAGCGUGUAGAAAGAUUCAUCGUGGGUACCAGCCUUCCCGAUGACACACAAUCUAGCGCCAGGUCUCGCGAUCAAGUCAAAGGGCGCAUCCUUGUCUUUGGGAUCGAUAGCGAGCGUAAUUUGUACCAGGUCGCCCAACACGAGCUCAAAGGUGCUUGCAGAUGCCUUGGCAUGAUAGGCGACAACAUCGUGGCGGGCCUGGCAAAGACCAUAGUUGUUUAUCGGUACAACGAGGUCACUUCGUCAUCCGCCAGGAUUGAUCGUCUCGCCUCAUAUCGACCUUCGACUUACCCGGUCGACAUUGCCAUCAACGAGAAUGUGAUCGCUGUUGCUGAUCUCAUGAAGUCAGUAACCCUGGUCAAGUUCACACCGUACACGGGCGAUGAGCCCCCGAAGCUGCAGGAAAUAGCAAGACACCACCAUGCUGCAUGGUCAACAACAGUAUCUCACGUUGAAGAAUCGUCUUGGCUUCAAUCUGAUGCAAAUGGUAACCUCAUGAUCUUAAACCCCAAUAAGGAAGGUGUUACGGAGGAGGACAAAAAGCGCAUGGAUAUCACCAGCGAGAUCAAUCUUGGCGAGAUGGUGAACAGAAUCCGGAAGAUCACAGUUGACUCGAGUGAAAAUGCCGUCGUCGUCCCUAAGGCAUUCCUCGGAACGGUUGAAGGUGGAAUCUACCUCUUCGGACUCAUCGCGCCUCGCUACCUAGAUCUCUUGAUCCGCUUCCAAACAAACCUUGCUAGUACAGUUCAAUGCAUUGGAGGCUUAGGGUUCAAUCAGUAUCGAUCCUUCAGAAACGAGCAGCGUGAAGGAGCUGCACCAUUCCGCUUUGUCGAUGGCGAACUCAUCGAACGCUUCUUGGAUGUAGAUGAGGAGAUACAGGAGCAGAUUUGCACAGGACUUGGUCCCGACGUCGAAACUAUGCGGAACUUGGUAGAAGAGCUUAAGCGGCUUCAUUAG
This is a messenger RNA of Neoarthrinium moseri, 3462 nucleotides long. RefSeq lists its product as uncharacterized. Gene Ontology annotation, molecular function: nucleic acid binding; protein binding. The coding region runs from base 1 to 3462 and encodes 1153 amino acids. The transcript is spliced from 2 exons. The record is from RefSeq and is a predicted model, not a curated record. Gene Ontology annotation, biological process: proteasome-mediated ubiquitin-dependent protein catabolic process; DNA repair. NCBI's taxonomy places the organism in Eukaryota, Fungi, Ascomycota, Sordariomycetes, Amphisphaeriales, Apiosporaceae. Gene Ontology annotation, cellular component: site of double-strand break; nucleus.